GUUGGUUAGUGCACACGCUUGAGUGAGUAAAAUAUUGUUUUUAUUACGAUUGCGAGUUUUUUGUCGACGUUGAAAGUGUGUAUAAUUUAAAAAAUAACUGUGAUAAUUCGUAUGAAUGUGAAUCAUGUGGCGGUGCGUGUGUGUGUUAGCGGUGUUCGUGGGUAUAUGCGGCGCGCAGGCGCAGCCCGACUACCUGCUGCCAGGCGACAUUCGACCUUACCACUACGACUUACGGCUGCUCUAUGACAUCGAUCCCGCCAGCAACUUCAGCUACUACGGUGUCGUUGAUAUACUGCUAACAGUAAAGAAAGCGACAUCGAAGAUCAUUCUUCAUGCUCAAGACAUGACUGUUGACGACAAUGGAAUCGUAUUGACAGGGCAGAAUCCCCCCAAGGUUAAAGGGGCAUCUAUCGAUGAAACUUACGACUUCCUGACAGUGGAACUUGAUAAGAAUUUGGUGGAGAAUGCCAACUACACGCUGAGUAUACCAUUCCAUGGUAAUCUCAAGAUGGGGCUGAAUGGUGCCUACGUCAGCUCUUACACGGACACAGCGUCUAGGACCAAGCAAUACCUGGUAACAACGCAGUUCGAGCCCAUAGAAGCUCGCAAAGCGUUCCCCUGCUUCGACGAGCCCAUGUACAAGGCUUCCUUCACCAUCACCCUCGGCCAUAACCGGGGGUACAACGCUGUCUCCAACAUGCCACUCGUCAACUCCACUCAAGACAAUGUCAUGGAGACUUAUUGGCCGUGGUCGACUAUAGAAAACACAUACCGGAAAGACAGAUCGUACUUCGUAUGGGAUCAAUUCGGGAAGUCUGUGCCGAUGUCGACUUACCUGGUGGCGUUCGUGAUAUCCAAAUUUGAGUCCCGUGCCAGUCCCCCGGGACUCUCAGACACUGUCUUCAGGAUAUGGGCCAGGAAGGAUGCCAUUGAUCAGACAGAAUACGCAGCGACAAUCGGCCCGAAGGUUCUGACGACCUUCGAGAAGUUCUUCAACGUCUCCUUUCCCCUACCGAAGCAGGACAUGAUAGCCAUCCCGGACUUCUCGGCCGGCGCUAUGGAGAACUGGGGCCUCAUCACCUAUAGGGAGUCCACCUUGCUGUACGAUAAGGACCAGUCCUCCUUCACCAAUAAGGAAAGGAUUGCUGAGGUGGUAGCCCACGAGCUAGCUCACCAGUGGUUCGGCAACUUGGUAACGAUGAAGUGGUGGUCAGACCUGUGGCUGAACGAAGGCUUCGCGACAUAUGUCGCGUCUAUAGGCGUCAACGCGGUGGAACCGACUUGGCGUGCUGAUAUCACCUUUGCUGUGGAGAACAUCCUGGCCUACCUACCCCUGGACUCUCUGGAGUCGUCACAUCCGGUAUCCGUGCACCUCGAUCACCCGAAGAGGAUAAUGGAGAUCUUCGACGACAUCUCGUACCGGAAGGGAUCUAGCGUCAUUCGGAUGAUGACCAUGUUCCUGGGAGAGGACGUCUUCAGAAAAGCCCUGCACAACUACCUGGUGAAGUAUUCGUACAAGAAUGCAGCACAGGACGACCUCUGGCGGGAGCUGACGGCCGUCAGCCAGCAGUACGGUCGCCUCGCCAGCAAUAUGACCGUCAAACAGGUGAUGGACACGUGGACCACGCAGACGGGGUACCCGCUCCUGACUGUCACUCGGGAUUACAGUGAGAAAUCGCUUACCAUCUCCCAGAAACGCUACAUCAACCUGGGCGUGAAGGCUCCGACAGCGGUGUCGUGGUGGAUCCCCCUCAGCGUGAUGUGCCAGAGCGAGGCUGACCAGCCAGCAGAGCCAGUGCAGUGGCUGAGCGUGGAAGAGGGCGUCGCCAACGAGCACCGCUUCGAACACUCGGCGAAGGCAAACGAGUGGAUCAUAUUCAACUAUGACAUGAUUGCACCCUACCGCAUAAACUAUGACAAGCGCAAUUGGCAGCUGCUUAUCAAGACACUGAACAGCGACCAAUACAGCACCAUCCCACAGCUGGGCCGCGUCCAGCUGCUGUCAGACGCCUUCGCCUUCUCGUGGACACAGCAGCUUGACUACAGCAUCACAUUGCAAUUAGCGAACUACCUCCAACGCGAGAUGGAGUAUUUGCCGCUCAUGUCUGGUCUGCGCGGCAUCAGCAAACUUGAGAGCGUACUACUGAGGACGUCCGAGUACGGAGCGCUGCAGAAGUUCAUCCGCCAGCUCAUAGGUGACCAGUACAUGCAGGCGGGUGGAUUGUCCAGGAAGGCGAUCCUCAACGGGGAAGACCUCAACAGCGUCAAGUUGCAGACGUUAACAUCGACCUGGGCGUGCAAGUCGAUGUAUCCUGGGUGCGAGGAGAAUGCAGUGGAUCUAUUCCAGCAGUGGAUGGACGAGACCGACCCGGAUGCCAACAACCCGAUCCCUCUGGACCUCCGUCGUAUAGUGUACUGUGUGGCGGUGAGGCGCGGCGGCGUACGAGAGUGGAGGUUCCUGCUGGCUCGCAACCAGAAGGCCAACGUCGCCAGCGCCAAGGACCAAGCCAUGUACGGUCUGUCCUGUACGAACGUGGUCUGGAUACUCCGGCAGUAUCUGACGUGGUGCAUAGAAGACAACUCAGAGGUUCGUCGUCAGGACGCGGCGCGCGUCCUAAUACUCGUCAUCCAAUCGCCGGUCGGAUACUACAUCGCCAGGGACUUCAUAUACUCACGGUUCGACGACAUCGCGCAUGCGUUCAAAUCACAAGGGCUGAUGCGCCGCCUCGGGACCGUCAUCAAAACACUGCUGGAACAGUUCACCACAAAGCGGGAGCUUGAUGAGUUCCUAGCCUGGAAAGAGAAGUACAACCAUCACCUGGAGGACUCCAAACUGACGGUCACCCAGGGCAUAGAAGCAGCGCACGUGAACAUCGAGUGGCUCCUACGAAACAAGAAGACAGUCGUCGAGAAACUCCGGGAGUUCUCAUCGUAAGAAUCGUAGACAGAAUGGUAGACGUUGUAGACAUGAACGUAGAUGUCGUAGAGAUCAUGGUAUAAGAAAACCAGGUAUGCUCAAUCCUAUGACAAGCCGCCAUUGCUAGCCCUUUGAUGACGUAAGUGUUACCAUUAAAUUGCUAUCUCCAACAUUCCAAGGACGUAAAUUAUUGAAAGUUAAGUGAAUUACUAUUACUAAAAAUCAGACUGUAAGUAAAUCUUUUACUAAAAGUUUAAAAUUUCCUUGCAUAGUAAAUAUAAAAACAUUGGUCGUGGGUAAUUUAUUUUUUACAAAUGGCAACACAGGGCGGGAUGACGUCAGCUGGGCUGACCUUGAAAUGUUAGCUGUCACUUUGAGCGUACCUGGUUUUUUAUACCAUGGUAGAGAUAGUAACUAAGGCGCAGAUCCAGUCUUUACCGGGCAUGGAUCCCGAUUUAUUUUGGGGGUCAUCAAAGACCUUACCAAAUUGAUGCAUAUUAAAGAUGUCAAAGGUGCUAAUUCCUGUAGACGUCAUCUAAUUUUAUUUUAAGUUAUACCUGUCAUUUUUUUAUCCGCUGAAAAAGAAAGGGACGGGUAAUCGACAGCCAUAAAAUUUAUGUAACACACAUCAAUUAAGCAGAAAUCUAAAACAACCGUCUAAAAAUUUCACAUCGGCCAAUAACCCGACAGAAUGAAGUAGACAGCACGACAAGCGGAUUGCAUAACAGCAAGAUGCCUAUUUUAUUCACCCGGGUUAUUCAUUCGUUUUAAAAUUAACUUGUUGGUCCGUCCCUUUCCUUUUCGGCAGAUAAGAAAAUGACGGGUAUAACUUAAAAUAAAAUUAAGCGCUCGUAUAUUUUAAAACUAAACGUAGAUUUUUUAACUUGAUUUGAACAUGACAGUCUAAAAAUGCCACAUAGAGCUUAUAUAAACUGGAUCCGCGCCUGAUCGUAUCAUAGUUAUACUUAAUAGAAAUAUAGGCAACAAAAAAAGUAGUUUAUUUUAUAACACUGUAAAUACAACGCAAGACAUCAUUAAUCGGAAGACAUUACAGAUACAAAUAUACUUUACAAAUUUCAAUAAGAUAACAAUAAACAGAAUGUAAAUCCACCACAGGCUUCGUCAGUACCAACAUUCA
Molecule: messenger RNA, 4055 nt
Organism: Pectinophora gossypiella (pink bollworm)
Lineage: Eukaryota; Metazoa; Arthropoda; Insecta; Lepidoptera; Gelechiidae
Product: aminopeptidase N-like
Exons: 20
Coding region: 125-2935 (936 amino acids)
Biological process (GO): peptide catabolic process; proteolysis
Cellular component (GO): cytoplasm
Molecular function (GO): peptide binding; zinc ion binding; metalloaminopeptidase activity
Source: RefSeq, a predicted model, not a curated record